GAUAGAGAGAGCCCGAGUUGGCUGCGAGCGUCGUGGCGGAAGAGAAAGAAAAGCCGAAUUUUCGAUUGGCUGUGUUAAAUAUUGCAAAAUGACUUUUUAUCAUUUUGUUAACUGUUUUGCUUUGGCAUAUGUGCCACAUUUCUUCACGUACAAAUACUCAAAACUGUCCGAGUAUGGCGCUUUCUGGAAGUGUGUCCAGGCCGGGUUCACCUAUGUGUUUGUCCAGCUGUGCAAGAUGGUCCUGCUGGCGACCUUCUUCCCGGCUGCCGAGAGCACCCCAGACCAAGGGGUGGACCUGCUGGCAGAGCUGCUGAAAACGUCCGUCGACAUCGGCGAUUUGCUGGGCAUCCAUCUGGUGAUGUCACGGGUAGCAGCUCGUGGAGAUGUCAAGGUGCUGGUGGCUGGCGUCGGCUGGUCCACGGCCGAGCUCAUCCUGACGCGCGUGCUGCCCCUCUGGGUCGGCGCGCGUGGCAUCGAGUUCAGCUGGCGCUACCUCCAGAUGAGCCUGGACGCCAACAUCAGUCUGGUGCACUACCUGUCCGUGUCGGCGCUGGUGUGGCUGUGGUCGCGGCACGACCUGGCCCGCUCGUUCCUGCCGCUGGUUGUGUCGCUGCUGGUGGUGUCGGUGCUGCAGCCGGUGCUGCUGCACCUGGCCGCCGCCGCCGGACUGGCCGCCUCGCUGCGGCUGCUGGCGCGCGCCGCCAUGGACACCGUGGUGGCCGCCGUCACCCUGCAGCUCUUCUCCGGCCUCCUGCGUGAAUCCUACUGAGGGGUACACGACAGCGGCCCGCUCCUGUGAGACUCCUACGCAGGAGACACGCGGGAAUGGCCGCCUCCUGCCAACUGCUGCUGAGUACGUGACGGCGGUCAAUCGCGGUCUCGGCACACCUUCGAAGCGAGAUCUCCCAGUGCGCGAUGUGAUGUUGCCGUUGUUGCUGAGAAAGAGAAAGCGGCAGUCUCGGAAAUGGCCGUCUGAGCAGUCGGGACGUGCCGUCAACCUCAGCGGUAUGCGACAGGGAACAUCGCUGAGACGGUAGGUACUUCAAUCAAUAUUUCCAUGGCAUUGCUAUUUAACACCGGGCAUGUCUACCGUCCAGCGAUGGCUCUGUUGCUCACGCAAGAAACCCAGGAAAGUCGAAGUCACCGUAACUGUAUAGGUGUGUGUUCCCGUAGAAUCCCGUAUAUCCGAAAAUGUAUUCAUUGUUAUGUGUAAGAGUUUUUGUUCACCUACCGUUUCCGCUCACAUUCAGACAAAAACUUGCCAAAGCAAGCAUCCACGUAAAUCGUAAUCCUGGCGAUGACCAUGAACGAGAAUUACAGUUGGUACCAAGUUGGUACUUCCACACAGCGUUUUGAUAAUUCUGCGAUCAGUUAGUUUGUACAUUUUAUUUUACUAGUAAAGAUGUGAGGCGUAUAUGUACAGUCCACAGCAGAAGUAAUGUGGGGUUUCAGUCAUGGGUAGGUUCUGCUUCUGAAGCUUAGGAACGAUUGACCAGACUGCAAUGAAAUUUUGAAUGUAGCUUGUAUGUAUCGUCACCCUUGCAGCUGCAACUUAAGCUAUUGACACCUUCUUUUCGAUCACUCCGCAUUAAACAAUCGCCAGUCAAAGCCAACCGUUGAGAUUAGUAAAACCCUACAUUACUUUAGCGGUGGGCUGUACAUACGGUUCAGUGUCCGCAUGAGCGUUACGAAUGGGAGUUGGUGGGCCUUCGUCGCGAGUGUGAACGUCAGAGUCGUUUGGUUGGGCGGUAUAAAAGCAAUAUACGUUCGUUUUGUGCGC
This is a messenger RNA of Amphibalanus amphitrite, 1780 nucleotides long. RefSeq names its product transmembrane protein 147-like. NCBI's taxonomy places the organism in Eukaryota, Metazoa, Arthropoda, Thecostraca, Balanomorpha, Balanidae. The record is from RefSeq and is a predicted model, not a curated record. The coding region runs from base 89 to 769 and encodes 226 amino acids. The transcript is spliced from 5 exons.